UCCUGGAAGUGAGCAUACAGACACGCCUUUGUCCCUCAGAGGCCAGUUACCGAGGCCAGGCUAUUGUUGCCACGUAUGGCUUGCAGAGCUGUGAGCUGGACGAGAACGUGGCUGCAGGAAUGCUCUUUUCACUCUGGAGAGAGCCAGAUACGCGAUUCUCCGCGUUUUGCAUGCAAGUGUGAUGUGUAUAGUCAUUCUCUGGACCAGGCUUGUGUAGCUGUAGACUUUGGAUUGUGUGGAGGAUGUGGUUGCUGUUGUGGCUACAUAGCGAGACUACCCCUAUUUAUUUGCGUAGCUAGCGUUCUCAGGAUAUUACUACAGGAGCAAAUGUAAACACACGUGCUUGUGGCGUUUUGUCAAGAUUUGAUAGUAUAGGCCUGCUGAGGCUCUUUCAUGGGGGUGUAUACCCUUCUAUAUCUUUUGGUAGGUGCAAAAUCCUCGAAUAUCUUUUCGUGCCUCAAAUAAGGCUGGCAGUA
This is a messenger RNA of Pseudovirgaria hyperparasitica, 476 nucleotides long. RefSeq lists its product as uncharacterized. The coding region runs from base 76 to 333 and encodes 85 amino acids. The transcript has a single exon. The record is from RefSeq and is a predicted model, not a curated record. Lineage: Eukaryota; Fungi; Ascomycota; Dothideomycetes; Acrospermales; Acrospermaceae.